UCAAUGAUCCGUAGAUCAAAUUAUAUACUUGCUUGUCUCUUUAUACUCUCGCCAGAGAACAUAUUCAUUGCCAGCAACAACGUAAACUUCCCUUCAGGAACACCUCUUCCUUCACAACAAAAAGCCCAACCCCUUUGGCAUCCGGCAAACUCCAUUACCAUUGCAAAUCAAUGGACUUUCUUGACUUACAUCGUUUCGUCCGCAUUACAGCCCACGACAAAGCUCUAGGCGCCAUAAUAGGUGCCGCCUUGGGCGACACUAUCGGCCUGUAUACCGAAUUCAUACCCCGCACAGAAUGCUCGCGCGCCUACCCCACCGGCCGGUUCUCCCUCCUCGAAGCGGACUUAACGCCAUUUCGCGAGGACAGUCACAGAGAUAAGUUUGAGACCGCAGACUGGACCGACGACACCGACCAAUCCCUCGCCCUGAUCUUGUCAUUUCUGCACAAUUACGUCCCAGGAAGUGACACCCCACCCGUGAAGCCAUCAGAUAUCGCCCAACGACUCCAAAUAUGGGUGCAGCAGGGUCUGCGCUGCCUAGGUCGCCCGCCCCUCGGAAUUGGUAUGACUACGGGCCGCGUGUUGAUGGAUCCGGAGUAUCUGCGCGACCCCGAAGCUGUGGCAUUGGCAUGCUGGCUCCGAAGCGGCCGCAGCAUCGCCCCGAAUGGGUCACUGAUGCGCACGCACCCGCUGGGCGUAAUGUGUGCUGGGAAAACAUUGGAGGAGACCUUUCAGGUCGCUACUGAUGUGGGGAAGGUGACACAUGUGGAUCCACGGUGUGUUGUUAGCUGUUGUCUUGUGACGGCGCUUAUUCGGGGAAUUAUUCGGGGCGAGGUUAUGACUGAGGCGGACCUUGAUGCACUUAUUGAGGCAUCAUUUACAUGGGUUGAUGGAAAUGCGGAGUUGAAAAAUCCGACGGGAAAGUUACUCAAUGAAGAGGGCCCGGUUAUGAUGGAAGGUCUUGAAGGAGUGGAGUCCACAUUGAAAGGAGAGGAGUAUAGGAAGUAUUGUUAUGCGAAGACGCUCAGAGAAUUGGAGCUGGAUGACAGGACGAUGGGAUAUGUUUUCAAGUGCCUUGGGUCUGCAGUUCUGACAUUGCGGUUUGCCAUUCGAGAAGGGCUUGGGCUUGACACAAAAUCGACUGGACUUUUUGAGACUCUCAUUUCGAACCUCGUUAUGGAGGGAGGCGAUGCGGAUACUAACGCCUGCGUUGCAGGAUCGCUAGUUGGGUCUUGGGUGGGCUACUCGAGGCUACCAUCUCACUGGUCCAAAGGGAUGCGGAAUGCAGAGUGGCUAGUGGCGAAAGCAGAGACACUGAGUUUCAAAGCAGGGAUAAUGGAGCCUCGUCCUGAAGUAAGGGUGAAAAUGCUGGUGACAGACCCGGAUACCGAGCUGGAUGGGAGCAAGGGGUUGCUAAACAAAGAGCAAUUGGAGAAGAUGGAGAAAGAUUUUGUGUUGAAGAUGCUGUUGAUGCAGAAGGCGAGAAGGGAGGCGAAGGAAGCGGCGGAUACUGCAGCGAGAAAGAGAACAGGGGUUGGAAAAUGGUUUCGAUGAGAGGCUGUUGUGUCAUAUUAAGGUUUAGGUUGCGAGUUGGUUACACUUCCAAGGAUGAAAAUCGAAGGUAUACAACCAGCAGCCACCAAUAUUAUGAUGUAGGCAGCAGCUCGCUGACGAUAAGCUUACACUACACCUCACAUACGACUAUGAUUCCACGGCCACCCGUAACGUGUACUGCCUUUCCAUCCCCUGUAAUUGGUCUAUAUCGAUAGAACAUUCUACGUUUGUAUUUGCCAACCCCC
Molecule: messenger RNA, 1798 nt
Organism: Pseudogymnoascus verrucosus
Lineage: Eukaryota; Fungi; Ascomycota; Leotiomycetes; Thelebolales; Thelebolaceae
Exons: 1
Coding region: 171-1553 (460 amino acids)
Source: RefSeq, a predicted model, not a curated record